Messenger RNA from Salvia miltiorrhiza (redroot sage), 1451 nucleotides. RefSeq names its product indole-3-acetate O-methyltransferase 1. Bases 130 to 1290 code for a protein of 386 amino acids. The transcript has 4 exons. Gene Ontology annotation, molecular function: S-adenosylmethionine-dependent methyltransferase activity. Gene Ontology annotation, biological process: methylation. Lineage: Eukaryota; Viridiplantae; Streptophyta; Magnoliopsida; Lamiales; Lamiaceae. The record is from RefSeq and is a predicted model, not a curated record.
CCGACAGUGAAUUUUGAUCCCUAUCCACUCUCACUCUCCCUAGCUAUAUAUACCCCACUUCACUCCCCAACUCUAAUCAUCUCAUCAUAUCAUAUCCUUCCUUCAUUGCUGAAAACACAAUCUACUCUCAUGGCUCCCACUGCUGAAAAUGUUGUAGUUUCCAACAAAAAGCUUGAGCGAAUGCUGAGCAUGAAAGGUGGCAAAGGCGAAGCUAGCUACGUCAACAACUCUCAAGCUCAGGCGCAGCAUGCGCGGUCGAUGCUCCACCUGCUGAGAGAAACCCUGGACGGCGUGCGGCUGAGAGCGGCGGCGGAGGAGGAGGAGGCCUUCGUGGUGGCGGACCUGGGAUGCUCGUGCGGGAGCAACACCAUAUACAUGGUGGAGUUCAUCAUCAAGCACAUGAUGAAGCGGCACGAGGAGGCCGGCCGCCAACCCCCGGAGUUCUCCGCCUUCUUCUCCGAUCUGCCCUCCAACGAUUUCAACAUGCUCUUCCAGCUCCUCCCGCCCUACGGCGGCCUCAGCAUGGAGGAGUGCCUCGCCUCCGACACUCACCGCUCCUACUUCGCCGCCGGAGUCCCCGGCACCUUCUACCGCCGCCUCUUCCCGGCCAACUCCGUCGACGUCUUCUAUUCUGCCUUUUCUCUGCACUGGCUAUCUCAGGUGCCAGACGUUGUGUUGGACAAGAGAUCGACAGCGUACAACAAGGGUAGAAUAUUCAUCCACGGCGCCAAUGAGAGCACAGCAAAUGCAUACAAGAAGCAGUUUCAGAGUGAUUUGGGUGGGUUUUUGAGGUCAAGAGCCAAAGAGAUCAAAACUGGAGGAUCCAUGUUCCUGGUUUGUUUGGGUCGGACUUGCUCCGACCCCACCGACCAGGGCGGCGCCGGCCUUCUCUUCGGUACCCAUUUUCAGGAUGCUUGGGAUGAUCUUGUUCAAGAGGGCCUAAUCAGUAGUGAACAACGCGACAACUUUAACAUUCCCGUUUACGCGCCGAGCCUGGAGGAUUUCAAGGAGGUGGUGGAAGCCGACGGCUCGCUCGUGAUAAACAAGCUCCAAGUGUUCAGAGGUGGGAGCCCUCUGGUGGUCAACCACCCGGACGACGCCGUGGAGAUCGGCCGCGCUCUCGCCAACAGCUGUCGUAGCGUCAGCGGCGUCUUAGUCGAUGCGCAUAUCGGCGAUCAGCUGAGCGACGAGCUCUUCUCGCGCGUCGCUACCCGAGCCACCAGCCAAGCCAAGGAGCUGCUAGACCAGCUUCAGUUCUUUCACAUUGUGGCGUCCCUUUCUUUAGCUUAAAAACUGCAUGUGUUUCAUUUGUAUGUUGUUGGCCUCUUUUAAUUGUGUUUAUUAGUAUCUUAUUUUGAUUAAUUUGUGUUAUUGAUUAGUGAAUGUACGUUAAUAUGAAUAUUGGAUGUGUAGUAGAUGUGGCAGUUAAUUUGGAUUUAUCAUUUUAGUUA